This is a messenger RNA of Nerophis lumbriciformis (worm pipefish), 488 nucleotides long. RefSeq names its product ubiquinol-cytochrome c reductase, complex III subunit VII (gene uqcrq). NCBI's taxonomy places the organism in Eukaryota, Metazoa, Chordata, Actinopteri, Syngnathiformes, Syngnathidae. Gene Ontology annotation, biological process: mitochondrial electron transport, ubiquinol to cytochrome c. Gene Ontology annotation, cellular component: respiratory chain complex III. The record is from RefSeq and is a predicted model, not a curated record.
UGUUGGGUUGCCUAAAAAGACAAAUUUCUCUCCGUACCGUGUGGUAGCGUCUCGGCCGCUAGAUGGCAGAAUGUCUUAAACGUGGUGCUCCAAUCCUCUACAACUGUGAGGAAGAAGAAGACAAUAAACAACCUUUGCGAAACGACGAGAAGCCAGUAUCACGGUCAACAUGGGCCACCACUUUGGAGACUUGGCCAGGAUCAGACAUAUAAUCACGUACAGUCUGUCCCCCUUUGAGCAGAGGGCCUUCGCCAACUAUUUCUCCAAAGGAAUCCCUAAUGUGUGGAGAAGGUUCACUGGGUCUUUUUUCAAAGUUGCCCCUCCCAUGAUACUCGCGUACAUGACGUACACAUGGGGCAACAGUGUUUUCGAGCAGCAAAAGAGGAAGAAUCCUGCUGACUACGAGAACGAUGAAUAAUCUCUGAAGCUUCCCGGGUUGUUAACGCUGUUUCACCAAUAAAGAUGAAAAAAGUAUUUAUGUGAAAUCA